This is a messenger RNA of Doryrhamphus excisus (bluestripe pipefish), 2563 nucleotides long. Its product is annotated as ran GTPase-activating protein 1. NCBI's taxonomy places the organism in Eukaryota, Metazoa, Chordata, Actinopteri, Syngnathiformes, Syngnathidae. Gene Ontology annotation, cellular component: nucleus; cytosol; perinuclear region of cytoplasm. The record is from RefSeq and is a predicted model, not a curated record. Gene Ontology annotation, molecular function: GTPase activator activity; small GTPase binding. Gene Ontology annotation, biological process: activation of GTPase activity; signal transduction; nucleocytoplasmic transport.
CUGAUAUUUUUAAAGUAAACAUAGGAGGAGAACUGAAACGUUAAUAACGCUACUAAGGUACGCGAAAAUACUAAUGUAUGCUAAUUGGACUACACUUCCCUGGGGCACCAACUCUUGAGUCGUAAAGCAGUGUGGUGUGUCGAAUUGCGCUUUGAACGACAGGAACGGGCGGGAGCGUACCACUCGACUAAAUUCAUCUUCAUCUGCAGUGUUCAAGUCAAUUUGAGAUUAAUUUCGUCACGGAGCUCUCGGCGCAGUGUCUCUCCCAAUGGCGACAGACAUUGUUUCGCAGUUGGCCGAGUCCUUGGCCAAAACUGGAGUUGAGGAGGGGGAGCUGAGUUAUAAAGGCCAGGGAAGAAAGCUCAAUGAUUCCCAAUCAGUCGAAGAGAUUGUGAAGGACAUUGAGGACUUUGAGGGUCUCCAGGCUCUGAGACUGGAGGGGAACACUGUCGGUGUGGAGGCAGCGAAAGCCAUCGCCAAGGCCCUCGAAACAAAGAGCCAGUUUAAGCGCUGUUACUGGAGUGACAUGUUUACUGGCCGCCUCCGCUCUGAGAUCCCACCUGCUCUGAAUUCACUGGGCGACGCCCUGAUGCUGGCGGGUGCCAAGCUGACUGUUCUCGAUCUGAGUGACAAUGCCUUUGGACCAGACGGGGUGAAGGGCAUCGAGAAGCUGCUGAAAAGCUCCGCCUGUUACACAUUGCAGGAACUGCGGCUCAACAACUGUGGCAUGGGCGUCGGAGGAGGGAAGAUACUGGCUGCUUCACUCAUGGAUUGCCACAAAUCAAGUGGAAAAAGCGCCCCCCUCAGCCUGAAGGUGUUUGUCGCGGGGAGGAAUCGACUGGAGAAUGACGGCGCCACCGCCCUCGCUCAAGCGUUCCAGUUAAUGGGCAGCCUGGAGGAGAUCCACAUGCCCCAGAAUGGCAUCAACCACCCCGGUGUAACCGCCCUGGCAAUGGCCGUGCAGCACAAUCCAAACCUGCGAACCCUCAACCUGAAUGACAACACUUUCACGGAGAAGGGCGCCAUUGCUAUGGCUAAGGCGUUGAAACAUUCGCGAAGCGUCCAGGUCAUAAACUUCGGCGACUGUUUAGUGCGUCCUGCCGGAGCAGCGGCCAUCGCUGAAACCGUUUCAGAAGGACUGCCAAUCUUGAAGGAACUCAAUCUGUCGUUUGGCGAGAUAACAGAGGAAGCUGCUCUGGCGGUGGCCCACGCGGUCAAGGACAAGGACCAGCUGGAAAAACUGGAUCUGAACGGUAACUACCUCGGAGAAGACGGCUGCAAGGCUUUGAAGGACUUGAUGGACGGCAUGAACAUGGCCGAGCUCCUGGCGUCGCUCAGUGAUGAUGAGGGUGAACCGGAAGAUGAGGAUGAAGAUGACGAGGAGGAGGAGGAAGACGUGGAUGAAGAAGAGGUCGAGGAGGAGGAAGAAGAGGAGGAAGAUGACGACGAUGAAGAGGAGGAGGAGGAAGAAGAGGAAAACACCGGCACCAAGUUCUCCACGCCUCCAUCGGCCCAGCGGCCGCCGGAUGUCUCCUCCUUCCUCAGCUUUCCGUCCCCAGACAAACUGCUGAAGCUGGGGGCCAAAAGGGCAGCACUGAUUGAACAGCAGGUGGACGUGACGGAUGCUACAAAAACAGCCGAGGCCUUCCUGAAAAUCGCUUCUGUGUACAAGGAGGACAAUAAUGACGUGAAGAACGCAGUCUUGGAGAGUGUGGAUGCCCUUCUGAAGAAAGCCUUUUCCUCCUCUUCCGUUCAAAGCUACAACUUUGUCUCCUCCUUGCUCGUGUUGUUGGGACUUAUUAAGAGUGAGGAGAAGGUGAAGCCUGUGCUGGUGGUCUCCGGUCACCUGCAGGCCUUGGAGCACGCCGUUCGACAGGACUACUUCCCCAAGGAGAGCAUGGCCGUGCUGGAGGCCUUCAUGUCCCGGUAAGGGCGUGACAGAAUGAGCCAAUCAGCAGGCAGCUUCCAGCAACAACAAGGCGUUGGAGUCGUGUGGAACCUCUCGACACCAGCUCCAGUCCACUUUGCAGAGAGUCCACUCUGAGAGCUGAUGGCUGUGGACACACACACACACACACACACACACACACACAGUAAAACUUAUCUUUUACUGAUGGACCUCUGGGAGCCAGCACACAUUUACUCAAAUUUGGAGUUGAACGUAGCGUACUGCCUCGAUGGACCAGGAUGCUUUAUGGACUUGCAGUCAUUGAAGUGCUUUGUGUUGCAUCAUAGUAAUGCUAACCAUCAUGCUGUUUUGUACCUCUGGUGUUUUUAGGAAAAAAAGAGAAUCAGGUGUCAAUCACCUGCCGAGAACACAACACUAGACACUCUAUUGUACCAUAUACUUGAAUGCAAACGGAAUAAAGCCAGGCUUGGCUAUUUGUACAUUUUUAUUUUCUGCCUUUAAUAAUGUAUUUCUUUUGCAUGUUAAUGAUGAAUAUUUUCCCCACGGCAUGAAAUGUGUGCUGUUAACUGGUAAAUAUGAGUAGAACAGGGAUGUAUUUUCUGCCUUAAAUGAGGCGUAAACUGUUUAUGCCUACGCUUUGAGAAAAUAAACUGA